UACCUCCAUGGCCGCCACCUCCGGCACCCCUUCACGGGGCAGCUCCUGCCCGUCGUCACCGACCCCACCGUGGAGCCUGCCCGUGGCACCGGGGCGGUGAAGGUAACGCCGGGACACAGCUCCCCUGACCUGGCACUGGCCCGGGCCCACGGGCUGCCCCUGGUCUCCGUCAUUGGGGACGAUGGCACCAUGUGUCCCCCAGGUGGGGGGUGGCUCCAGGGCAUCCAUCGCUUCGUGGCACGGGAGAAGGUGGUGGCUGCGCUGGCCGAGCGAGGGCUGUACCGCGGCACCCAGGACCACGCCAUGACACUGCCCAUGUGCAGCCGCUCGGGGGACGUCAUCGAGUACCUGCUGAAGAGUCAGUGGUUCCUGCGGUGCCGAGAGAUGGCAGAGCGUGCCCGAGAGGCAGUGACAUCGGGGCGUCUCCAACUCGUCCCCAAAUUUCACGAGAAGAACUGGAAGAUGUGGAUGGACAACAUUGGGGACUGGUGCCUCUCACGCCAGCUGUGGUGGGGGCACCGGGUGCCGGCGUACCGGGUGGGGGUUCCCUUGGCGGGGUCCCCUCCCGAGCACCCCGAUGGACUCUGGGUAGUGGGGCGCAGCGAGGCCGAGGCGCGUGCUUCUGCUGCCCGCACCCUCCGCUGCCCCCCCGAAGAGCUCCAGCUCCAGCAAGACCCCGAUGUCCUGGACACGUGGUUUUCUUCUGCGCUCUUUCCCUUCGCCGCGCUGGGCUGGCCCGAAGAGACCCCCGACCUGCAGCGUUUCUACCCCACAAACUUGCUGGAGACGGGAAGCGACCUCCUUUUCUUCUGGGUGGCACGUAUGGUCAUGCUGGGCCAGCAGCUCACCGGGCGCCUGCCCUUCUCCCAGGUCCUUCUGCACUCGCUGGUGCGCGAUACCCACGGGCGCAAGAUGAGCAAAUCCCUGGGCAACGUCAUUGACCCCUGCGACAUCAUUGCCGGUGCCUCUCUCCAGGAGCUGCAGGAGAGGCUCCACCACAGGCUCCUGGACCCCCACGAGCUCACGGUGGCCACAGAGGGCCAGAGGCGCCAGUUCCCCCACGGCAUCCCCGAAUGCGGCACUGAUGCCCUCCGCAUGGCCCUGUGCUCCCACAAUGUCCAUGGUGACGAUAUCCGCCUGGACGUGGGCACGGCCCUGAGCUACCGUCACUUCUGCAACAAGAUCUGGAACGCUGUCAAGUUUGUCCUUGCCGCCUUAGGGCCCAACUUUGUCCCCCAACCCCCCGAAGAGAUGGUGCCACAGCACCCCAUGGACCAGUGGGUGCUGAGCCGGCUGGUGCAGGCGGUGGCUGAGUGCGGGCGGCGGAUGGAGGCCCUGGAGGUCCACGGUGCCAUUGCCGCUGUCCAUCACUUCUGGCUGCGUAGCUUCUGUGACGUCUACCUGGAGACGGCCAAACCGACUCUACGGGAUCCGGCAACCGCCGCCGAGACGCGCCGGACCCUGCUGAGCUGUGCCGAGCUGGGGCUGCGCCUCCUUGCCCCUUUCGCCCCCUUCCUCAGCGAGGAGCUCUGGCAGCGCCUGCCCCGCGCUCCCCCCGCGCCCCCCACCCUCUGCCUCGCCCCCUUCCCUGACGCUGCCCGCCUGGCUCAUUGGUGCUGCCCCAGGGUGGAGGCCCAGGUGGCGGCCAUGCAGGAGGUGGUGAGGACGGCGCGAGGCCUGCGGGACGUUUUCUGCCUGGGUGCUGCCCGGCCCCCCGUGGCGGUGCGGUGCGUGGCGGAGGCGCAGGAUUCGUUGGCAGCGCUGGGCCCCGCCCUCCAGGCCCUGGCGCAGGUGGGGCCUCUGCAGCUCCUCCCCCAGGGGGCGGAGCCAGAGCUGGGCCCCGGCUGGGUGGGGGCCCCCGUGGGCCCCGACACCCACGUCUACCUCUGCCUGCGGGGGCUGGUGGAGCCGGCGGCCACCCAGGCCCAGCUCCGUGCCCGCAGCCGCGGCCUCCAGCGUCGCCUCGAGACCCUCGGGGGGACCCAGGGGGCCACGGAGAGCCCCCCCCACCCCGGCACCCAACAGCAGCUUGCCCGCCUGGCCCAAGCGCUGGAGGCCCUGGACCCCCCCAGCCCCCCCGAGGACCCAGGGUCCCUGCCCAUGGCCGAGGGGUGCUCCCACGCCGUUCCCCCUCAUCCCCUCCCUGGGGAGGUGACAGCCACCCCCGGGGACAUCACCAUGGACCCUGAACCCGCAUGGGGACAGGCUGGAGGCGUCCCCCAGGGAGAGAGUGACACCGGUGUCCCCAUGGACACCGUCACCCCUUGGGCCAGCGGCAUCACCAUCACUGUCACAGCAGCCCCGGUGGAUGAGGACGCCGGGGAUUUUGGGGACGAGGACAUCCCAGGCUUCGGGGAUGAGGACAUCGGGGACAAGGACAUCUCGGUCACAAGUGACGCAGGGCACGGGGCUGCCCCAGUCCUGUGUGACAAGGAUGUAGAGGACAGGGAUGUCACAACCCCAAAGGACAUUGGGGACAGGGAUGUUCCAGCCUCUGGGGACAAGAAUGACAGUGACAAGGAUGUCACAGCUCUAAGGGACAUUGGGGACAGGGAUGUCAUGACCUCAAGGGACAUUGGAGACCGGGAUGGUCCAGCUCGUCUGGACAAGGAUACUGGGGACAAGGAUGUCCCAGCUCCUCGGGACAGGGAUGUUGCCACCCUGAGGGACAUUGGGGACAGGGAUGUCCCAGCUCCUUGGGACAGGGAUGUCACCACACCAAGGGAUGUUGGGGACAGGGAUGUCCAAACCCUAAGGGACAAGGAUGUUGGGGACGCGCAGGUCUCAGUCCUAAGGGACAAUGGGGACAAGGACGUUGCGGACAUGCAGGUCUCAGUCCUAAGGGACACUGGGGACAAGGACAUUGGGGACGCGCAGGUCUCAGUCCUAAGGGACACUGGGGACAAGGUUGUCCCAGCUCCAAAGGACUUUGGGGACAGCAGUGUCCCAGUCCUAGGGGACAUCUGGGUCAAGGAUUUGGGGGACACGCAGGUCUCAGUCCUAAGGGACAUUGGGGACAAGGACGUUGGGGACGCGCAGGUGUCAGUGCUAAGGGACACUGGGGACAAGGUUGUCCCAGCUCCAAAGGACUUUGGGGACAGCAGUGUCCCAGUCCUAGGGGACAUCUGGGUCAAGGAUUUGGGGGACACGCAGGUCUCAGCCCUGAGGGAUGUUGGGGACCUUGGGGACAGGGAUGUCACCGCCCCAAGAGAUGUUGGGGACGGGGAUGUCCCAGGCCCUGGAGACGCUGAGGAUGAGGACAUCGGCGAUCUCCCAGCCCUGAGGGACAUUGGGGACAUAGAUGUCCCAGUCUUAAGGGACAAUGGGGACAUUCCCGUCUCUGAGGACAAGGACACUGGGGACAGGGAUGUCCCAGCUCCUGGGGACAAGGAUGUCACCACCCUAAAGGGCACGGGGGACAGGGAUGUCCCAGCCCACCUGGUUGAGGAUGUUGGGGACAGGGAGGUCACAGUCCCAGGGGACACUGGGGACAUCCCAGUCUCUGGGGAGGAGGACAAGGACACUGGGGACAGGGAUGUCACUGUCCCAAGGGAUGUUGAGGACAUUGGAGGUAAGGACUUUGGGGACAGGGACAUUGAGGAUGAGGACGCUGGGGACAGGGCCAUUGGGGACAUGGAUGUCACAGCCCUGAGGGAUGUUGGGGACAAGGACAGAGAUGUUGCAGCCCUGGCUGACACGGGGGAUGGGGACACUGGGGACACCUGUGCUGCUGGUGGCAUCACCAUCACGGUGACGGCCCCCCCCAUGGAGGACGAGGACAUCCCCAGUGGGGACGAGGACGUUCCCAGCGAUGACAUCGCCACUGAUGUCACUGCUGCACUCCCUGGGGAGCAGGUCCCUUGUGACGUCGUGGAGAGCAGUGAUGUCACAGCCGCCCACCCCAGUGAUGCCACUGCAGGGCGUGACAUCCCCUCCACUCUCCCUGGGGACGUCCCUGCUGGUGAUGUCAUCAAGGAUGACAUUGUUUCCUCCCUCCCUGGUGAUAUCAUGGCUGAGAGUGAUGUCACUUCCUCGAUGCCUGGGGAUGACAUCAUUGUAGACCUCAUCAACAGAGAUGACAUCACUUCCUUUCUCCCCGAGGAAGCCCUCACUGGUGAUGUCAUCACCAAAACCGACAUAAUUUCCUCCCUUCCUGGGGAUGACAUUGCUGGUGGCGUCAUCCCUGGGAAUGACCUCACUGGUGACAUCAUAGCUGGGGGCAUCUUUGCUGAUGAAAUAAUCACCAGGCAUGAUGUCACUUCCUCCCUUCCUGGGAAUGAGCUUGUUGGUGAUGUCAUGCCCAGAAAUGACUUCACUGAUGACAUCAUCACCAGGGAUGACAUUCCUUCUUCCCUCUCUAGGGAUAUCUGCGCUGAUGAUGUCAUUGCUGGCCACGAUCUUAUUCCCUACCUUCCUGGGGAUGACCUUGCUGUUGACAUCAUUCCUGGAGACGACCUCACUAAUGACAUCAUCGCAGGGGAAGACAUCAUGUUUUCUGUACCUGGGGAUAUCCCUGCUGAUGACAUCAUUGCCACGGAUGAUGUCACUUCCUCCCUGCUGGGAGAUGUUGCUGGCCAAGAAGUCAAACCUGCUAGUGACAUCAUCUGUGCGAACGAUGGUGACGCAUCGGCUUGGAAUGACUUCACUGAUGAUGUCAUGCCUGAGGAUGACAUCACUUCUUUCAUCCCUGGUGGUAUUGCUAGACGUGGCAUCAUUCCCCAUGGUGACAUCAGAGAUGAUGUCACACGGGGAUCUGACCUUGGUGACAUCGUCGAGGGUGAUGUCACUGCCUCCCUCCUGGGUGCCCUCUCUGGCCGUGAUGUCAGCCCUGAGGAUGACAUCAUGGGUGACAUCAGCCCCGGGGAGGAGCAACUGCUCCCCAGCCUUAAAGACCCCAUCCGCCCGGGCGAUGACCUCACCGAUGACAUCACCACUGACGUGCCCAGAGAGGGUGUUGGCAGCCGAGGUGACGCCACAGGUGCCACCAUGGGGGGUGGCCAUCAGGGCUUGGCCACACACACCGGGGGCCGUGGGGAAGGGGGGGGACAGGAGGUCCAGUCCGACGUCCCCACGGACCAGGGAUGUGGCCCCAAGGACUGGGGACACGUCCCCAAGGACCAGGGGGACGUCCCCAAGGACCAGGGACAUGGCGCCAAGGACUGGGGGAACGUCGCCAAGGACCAGGGGGACGUCCCCAAGGACCAGGGACAUGGCCCCAGGGACUGGGGACACGUCCCCAAGGACCAGGGAGGUGGCCCCAUGGACCAGCUCAACAUCCCCAAGGACCAAGGACAUGUCCCCAAGAGCCAGAGACACGUCCCCAUGGAGUUGGGACACAUCCCCAAGGACCAGAGACAUCACCCCAAGGACCGGGGACACGUCCCCAAGGACCAGAGAUGCGUCCCCAAGGAGUUGAGACACGUCCCCAGGGACCAGAGACACGUCCCCAAGGACCAUCCCAAUAUCCCCUGGGACAGGGGACGCGUCCCCAGGGACGUCCCCUGCACCAGGGGUGGCUGA
Haliaeetus leucocephalus (bald eagle) is the source of this 5520-nucleotide messenger RNA. RefSeq names its product valyl-tRNA synthetase 2, mitochondrial (gene VARS2). The record is from RefSeq and is a predicted model, not a curated record. Gene Ontology annotation, cellular component: cytosol. Gene Ontology annotation, biological process: valyl-tRNA aminoacylation. Gene Ontology annotation, molecular function: ATP binding; valine-tRNA ligase activity; aminoacyl-tRNA deacylase activity. Lineage: Eukaryota; Metazoa; Chordata; Aves; Accipitriformes; Accipitridae. The transcript is spliced from 21 exons. The annotation marks the transcript as partial.